UUAAAAUAUUGUGAUGAAAAUGCUAUAUGUAAGUUUGCUAUAAUGUUGUGAAGAAUGUGAUGACCCAUUUAAAUAAUAGGUGUCUAUGAUUAUAUGGAUCAUCAAAAUCUUGUUAUGAUCUUUGAUUUCUCAGAUUGGUGAGUGGUGGUUUAAACAAUGUCUAGCUUACCUGCAUGGUGGUGUGAACAUGACGAUACUUGGGGAAGAUGUUCAUGUAGGUGAUGAUAUAUAUAGAAAUGGAGAAGUUGUUUUGCUUCACAAGAAGAUGUGAAAGUGGUAUAUUUAGUGGUUUAGACUAAUCAUAUACACAUAUAUAUAAUAUUUGUAUAUAGUGUUUGUAUCUAAUGGUGGUGUGAAAGUAGUAUAUUUAGUGGUUUAGACUAAAUGUAUAUACAUAUAUAAUAUGCGAUGGUUUCGAUUAUAAAAUGUAAUAGGGGUUAGUUAAUUAUGAGAUGCUACGUAACAAAGAAAAAUAUGUAAUGGGGCUUGGAACAAAAUAGGUUUUAUUUAAUUAUAGGUUUUAUUUAAUUGUUAGAAGAUAUUUUCUUGUUGAUAUAAUAAGGGUUAGUUAUAAUAUUUAGAAUAUGUAAUUUGUUGGGCUAAAAAAUAAAAGGGUGCAACAACAUUUUAUAGGUAGAUUUUUUAGAACUCCUUCCCUUUUAAUAGUAUUGAUUCCCUUUGAUUUUUUUCCUUAAGAAAAAGAGCUAAACCGACUAUAGGGCGACCUCCAAGACCAAGAAAGAAGUAGUAUAUAUAUGUGCAUGUAUUAAUGUGUGCUCACACAAAAUAAACAAAACCCCUAAAGACGGUGAUGGAUAACAUAAAGAUGAAAGAAAAAGUUGGCAAAUCACAAAUCGCAGAUCUCGCUAUCCAAGAGACAAAUCCAAAGAAGAAACAAAAACUUUGUGCAUCACAAGUAACCUCAAGUCCUUCCCUAUCAAAGAUUGAUUUGGCAGAAGCGAUGAAGAAGCAAAACGACGUAUCUAUGUUCCUCGCGGGGAAAGUAAUCUCAACCCUAGCCAAAACCUCUAACUUGGUCUUUUCACCGGCAUCAAUAAACGCCGUGCUCAUCAUGGCGGCUAAUAGGCCAGAAGAAGAAGAAACACUAAGAUCCUUCAUCCUCUCCUUUCUUAGGUCUUCCUCAACCGACGAGCUCAACGCUGUGUUCGGUGAGAUCUGUUCUGUGGUUCUAGCAGACGGCAGUGCGAGCGGUGGCCCUAAAAUCGCAGCAGUUAAUGGAGUCUGGAUCGAUCAAUCACUCUCGGUUGAUUCCUCGUGGAAGGAUCUCUUAGUAAACUUCUUCAAAGCUGAAUUCGCUCAAGUUGACUUCAGUACCAAGGCAGUUGUUUUGUUUGAUUUUGAUAAUUUUAUAGCGAUAUACACUUCUUUGUUAAUGAUUGACGAUUUUGCUGUUUUGAAGGCGGAAAUAGUGCGGAAGGAGGUGAAUGCGUGGGCUUCACGUCACACAAAUAAUCUCAUCCAAGAUCUUCUUCCUCGACGAUCCGUGACAAGCCAAACCGAAUGGAUUUAUGGAAAUGCAUUGUACUUCAAAGGAGCUUGGGAAAAGAAGUUUGAUAAGUGUCUGACUAAGCACAAACCAUUUCACCUUGUCAAUGGCGAAUCAGUCUCUGUGCCUUUCAUGAGAAGCCAUAAGAACCAAUAUGUAAAGGCUUAUGAUGAUUUCAAGGUCCUGAGGCUCGGUUAUCAACAAGGCCGUGAUGAUGCCGACCGCCAAUUCUCAAUGUACUUCUAUCUACCUGACAAGAGAGAUGGACUGGAUAAUCUUUUGAAGAGAUUGACAUCUACUCAUGGAUUUUUGGACCGUCACAUACCGAGAUACAAAGAUCGCGUUGGUGAAUUCAGAAUUCCAAAAUUUAAGAUCGAAUUUGGGUUUGAAGCUUCAAAUGCUUUUGAUGAUUUUGAGCUAAAUGUGUCAUUGUACCAAAAAGCUUUCAUUGAGAUCGAUGAAGUAGGUACUGAAGCUGCAGCUGCAACUGCCUGCUGCGGAGGUGGUGGCCGUCCGAAGUUGAUAGAUUUCGUGGCAGAUCAUCCAUUUCUUUUCUUGAUUAGAGAAGACCGAACCGGAACUGUUUUAUUUGUUGGUCAAAUCUUCGAUCCUUCCAAAUCUGAUUAGGUCUUGUAUUAAUUUUGCUGUUUCUAGGUUUGGGUUUUAAUUUAUUGUUGUUUAGCCGAGUUUUUUGAAAUGUUCAUGAUUUUAAUUCACUUAGAUUUGGUU
Molecule: messenger RNA, 2236 nt
Organism: Brassica rapa (field mustard)
Lineage: Eukaryota; Viridiplantae; Streptophyta; Magnoliopsida; Brassicales; Brassicaceae
Product: serpin-Z2-like
Molecular function (GO): serine-type endopeptidase inhibitor activity
Source: RefSeq, a predicted model, not a curated record